This is a messenger RNA of Arctia plantaginis, 1278 nucleotides long. NCBI's taxonomy places the organism in Eukaryota, Metazoa, Arthropoda, Insecta, Lepidoptera, Erebidae. The record is from the annotation of a GenBank genome assembly.
AUGGCUACAAAAAUAUUAACUCUAGGGAAUAUACUAAGCCGACCCAUUAAUUUACUUUUGAAGCAAAACAAUAUAAACUCUAACCUCAAAACGAAUUUCAGUACUACUACAGUAGCUUGUGUAAACUUUUUCAAUAAAUUGCCUGCAGAAAAAUUAUGGAAGUCCGUGACGUCUGUAAGUAAUGCUGGUGCUAAGAAGGGUCGUGGUAAGGGAGCAGGGCGCAUUCGUAUUCGAGAUUUAAACCGCGGCCAAGUCAUUGGUGUUGGAAAAGUCAAUAUGUUGUGGCCCGGUCUCUCUGCUCCUGUUAUUAGGGGCAGAGAACUUUUGAGACAGCAACGCCUACCUGAAGAUCCUGAAAGAUUAGAAAAGUUGAUUAAAAUCAGGGACUCAAUGAUAAAAUUUAGACGUUUAAAACUUAGUCCUAUAGAAAGGGGAUGGUCAGGUUCGAAAUUGCCUGGGCGAAGCAUUGGACCACCUGACAAAAUUGGUGAAGACGAGUUUACUGGUUUUGACACCAAAGUACUACAAUUAAGAGCACUGUUAAUUAUGAAAGGAAGUCUUGGACGUACUAGGAAUUAUCAAGCUAUGGUGGUGACUGGAAAUGGUCAAGGUCUUGCUGGAUUUGGGUUUGGCAAAGCAAAGGAAGCGCCAGCAGCUUUAAGGAAAGCCAAAAACAGAGCUGGACAGAAACUUAUGCACUUUGAAAUAUAUAAUGGACAUACAAUUAACCACGAUUUCUACACAGCAUUUGGCAAAACAAAAAUUUUUGUACAAAAGAAGAAUGAAGGCUAUGGUUUGGUGUGCCAUAGAGCUAUUAAAGAAAUUUGUCAAGCCAUUGGCAUCAAAGAUUUGAGGGCUAAAGUUGAGGGCUCUAAUAACUUGCAACACCUUGUUAAGGCAUUUUUCAUUGGUCUAUUGCAACAAAAAACCCACCAACAACUAGCUGAAGAAAAAAAACUUCACCUCGUAGAAUAUAAGUCCGAAAAUGCAUAUUUUCCGAAAGUUAUAGCCAGCCCGAGCGAGGUACGUACCAAGGAACAAAUACCCAAGGAUGAAACCUUGGAUUUCACACAGUAUGUCAUGAACGACAAGGUUAUAUUGAAGAAGAAGAAGUUUCCCCGCUUCUACGAGUCCAUGCCACAUUACAAAAUAUUCCUGAGGAAAUAUGAAAAGUACAGGAACCAUGAAAAAAUUCGUCUCAACCUGAAAGUUGAAUAUGGAGAGGUAAAAAGUUUCCUCACAGACAAAUAUCCAGAGAAAAAUGAACAGGAAGCUUAG